CCAUACAACAAGUUCAGCCUCUCCUCCGCUUUCCAAUUUUUUUCGUUGUUCCCGCUCUUCACAAAAUCACAAAUCAAGAGAUCGAGAAUCAAAGUUCAUCAAUGGCGUCGAGAGACACCUACAGAUCGGAGCUCCGAUCAGCCAUACGCCACCUCAGCGACCGCUGUCUCUACUCCGCCGCCAAAUGGGCAGCUGAGCUCCUCAUCGGCAUCGAUCCCGACCCCAAUCCCUCCUCCUCCGCCUCCUCCUCCGCCGCCUCAACCGCCUCUCGAACCCAGAGCCUCCGACGCCGCCUCCGCCCGGGCAUCACCUCUUCCGCUGAAGUCACCGCCACGCCCAUCGCCGGCGUGUCCUACGUCAGUACGCCGGUCCCUGACGACGAUUUUGGCGGGGAUGCGGAUUGUUAUUUAUUGGCGAAGACUUAUUUUGACUGUAGGGAGUAUCGAAGGGCUGCGCACGCGCUGAGAGGGCAAAAGGGGAGGAAAGCGGUGUUCUUAAGGUGCUAUGCGCUUUAUCUGGCAGGAGAAAAGCGUAAAGAGGAAGAGCUGAUAGAACUUGAGGGUUACCUGGGUAAGGGUGAGCCCAUUAACAAAGAGUUGGCCUCUCUUGAGAGGGAGUUAUCUGCACUUCGUGGAUCUGGUUCAAUUGAUUCCUUUGGUCUAUACUUAUACGGCUUAAUUCUGAGAGAUAAAGGUUGUGAGAAGCAAGCUGUGAAAGUUCUCGUGGAAUCCGUCAACAGCUAUCCUUGGAAUUGGAGUGCUUGGUCUGAACUUCUAUCGUUUUGCACAACUGCUGACAUCCUUAAAAGCCUGGCUUUAAACAACCACUGGAUGAAAGAUUUCUUCAUCGCCAAUGCAUACCAAGAACUCAGAAUGCAUGAGGAAGCCCUGAAGAAGUUUGAGUAUUUGUCAGGGACUUUCCGGUACAGUGACCACAUCAAUGCUCAAAUUGCCACAGCUCAAUAUGGUCUGAGGGAUCUAGAUGAAGCUGAAAUGAUAUUUGAAGAAAUUCUAAGGAAUGAUCCAUUCCGCGUAGACUCCAUGGACAUCUACUCAAAUAUACUUUAUGCCAAAGAAUGCUUCUCAAGUCUGAGUUUCCUUGCACAUAGAGUGUUUUUGACUGAUAAAUACCGCCCUGAGGCUUGCUGUAUCAUAGCCAAUUACUACAGCCUAAAGGGCCAGCAUGAGAAGUCAGUUAUAUACUUCAGGAGAGCUUUGAAAUUGAACCGAAAAUACCUUACAGCUUGGACUCUGAUGGGUCAUGAGUUUGUAGAGAUGAAGAACACACCAGCCGCAAUUGAUGCAUACCGAAGAGCAGUUGAUAUAAAUCCACGAGACUAUCGAGCCUGGUAUGGGCUUGGCCAGACUUACGAGAUGAUGGGGAUGCCAUUUUAUGCACUCUAUUACUUUAAAAAGUCUUCUUAUUUGCAGCCGGGUGAUGCACGGCUGUGGAUUGCUAUGGCUCAGUGUUAUGAGAGUGCACCACUCCAGAUGCUCGAGGAGGCAAUAAAAUGCUACAUGAGAGCCGCAAAUGGUGAUGAUAGAGAAGGUAUAGCUUUGCAUCAAUUGGCAAAGUUACAUAGUAUUCUUGGGCAUUCAGAGCAGGCAGCAUUUUAUUACAAGAAAGAUUUGGAGAGGAUGGAAGCAGAUGAUAGGCAGGGACCAAAUAUGAUUGAGGCUUUACUUUUUCUUGCAAAGCACUGCAAAGCUGAGAACAGAUUUGAGGAAGCAGAGAUGUAUUGCACCAGGCUCCUGGAUCAUACUGGACCUGAAAUGGAAACAGCAAAGAGUCUUCUUCGAGGUCUGAAAACAGCUCAAUCUGGUUUUCCAUCAGUUGAUCUUGAGCAUUACAUCCCUUGAAGCUUUCAUCUCUAUGUUGCCCAAGAAAAUUUGAAAGAUGUUCCAUUUGCUCAAAAGGGACUGGAAAAUAGAAGUAAAAAAAAAAUCAUGUCCAAACACCAAUUUCACGACGAAAUUCAUACAAGCUAUCUAAAAGUAUGUUCAGUUUCAUUGUUGAAGUGAACUCUACCUCUACAAUUUACAACGUCAACCAUUAUAUCACAUCAUCGGAGCCAUCGAGUUUAUCCGUGCUAGAUGAGUCCAGAAAUCUGGAGACAAGUAGCGCCUGCCCAUAGUCCCAUGGAACUCCUGAAGCUUCGCAAUUAGGGGUACUAGGCGCCUCAGUGGUGCAAGAACAAAGGUGAAAGGUAGCAACCAUAUGCCAAUUUCCAAUAUAAACAUCAUAUAAGCUGUGUGCUGAUUUGGGUUUUUUCCUCUCUGUUUACUUUGCUUUGGGCAUGUUAUAUUAUAGCCUGCUAUGAGAAAACCUCUCCACUAUUGCAUGAUUAUUUAUUGUUUUGUAUUUCUACCGACUGUUAGCUAAUAUGUUUUGACUCGUAACUAGUUUAUCUUCAGUCCUUGUCAUCAGAACAGUGUUCUUGUGUUGUUUAUAAUCAAUCAUUGGUUUGAUACA
Asparagus officinalis (garden asparagus) is the source of this 2472-nucleotide messenger RNA. Its product is annotated as anaphase-promoting complex subunit 8. Gene Ontology annotation, molecular function: protein binding. Gene Ontology annotation, biological process: cell division. The record is from RefSeq and is a predicted model, not a curated record. The coding region runs from base 102 to 1859 and encodes 585 amino acids. Gene Ontology annotation, cellular component: anaphase-promoting complex. The transcript is spliced from 4 exons. NCBI's taxonomy places the organism in Eukaryota, Viridiplantae, Streptophyta, Magnoliopsida, Asparagales, Asparagaceae.